Trichechus manatus latirostris (Florida manatee) is the source of this 10986-nucleotide messenger RNA. It is a transcript of the gene USH2A, whose product is annotated as usherin. The coding region runs from base 1 to 10986 and encodes 3661 amino acids. The record is from RefSeq and is a predicted model, not a curated record. Gene Ontology annotation, molecular function: protein binding. The transcript is spliced from 53 exons. NCBI's taxonomy places the organism in Eukaryota, Metazoa, Chordata, Mammalia, Sirenia, Trichechidae.
AUGUGGUACCUCAUGUCUGCUUACAUUCCUUUGGCCAGCGCAAGUCGUAUGGCUGAGCCUAAAGUCAAUGGGGAAUAUGAAAGCAAUAAAACUAGUAUCAAGGGUUCAGGCAUUAAGGCCAGCUUCCGAACAACGGUGCCUGAAGGUUUGAUUGUCUUUGCAGCAUCUCCUGACAAUCAAGAAGAGUAUUUUGCACUGCAGCUGAAGAAUGGGCGUCCUUAUUUUCUUUUUGAUCCUCAGUCUGCUUCUGUAAAGAGUACAACAACCAAUGAUAAUGAUAAACAAUAUAGUGAUGGCAAAUGGCAUGAAAUAAUUGCUAUUAGGCAUCAGGCUACCGGCCAAGUCACUCUUGAUGGGCAGUAUACAGAGAUAAUUCAAAAGGGUUUUGUGGGCUGUCUCAAGGACGUGCUUUUUAUGAAGAAUUAUAAUCCCUCUGUUAUCUGGGAACCUCUGGAGUGGCAGAGUUCUGAAGAGCAAGUGAACGUGUAUAAGAGCUGGGAGGGAUGCCCUACUGCGUUAGAGGAGGGAGCCCAGUUCCUAGGAGCAGGGUUCCUGGAGCUUCAUUCAUAUGUAUUUCAUGGUGGAAUGGACUUUGAGAUUUCCUUUAAAUUCAGAACCGACCAAUUGAAUGGCUUGCUGCUUUUUGUUUACAACAAACAUGGACCUGAUUUUCUUGCUGUGGAGCUGAAGAGUGGAAUACUGAGCUUCCUGUUAAAUACCAAUUUUACCUUUACCCAAGUGGAUUUGUGGCUGGGGCUGUCCUAUUGUGAUGGAAGGUGGAAUAACGUGACCAUGAAGAAGAAAAGCUCAGUCAUAACAGCGGGCACGAAUGAAGUGACGAAAAGUGCGUUGCAGUCCAGGGCUCAGCCUCUCACGGUGAACUCUGCAGUCUAUGUUGGAGGAAUCCCACAGGAGCUGCAGAACACUUCUAAACACCUGAGUUUUGAACAAGGUUUCGGUGGUUGCAUGAAGGAUGUUAGAUUUACACAGGGUGCUGCUGUUAGCUUGGCGUCUGUGUCCAGCAGUGCUGUCAGAGUCAAUCUGGAUGGCUGCCUGUCAACUGACAUUGCUGUUAACUGCAGGGGAAAUGACUCCAUCCUGGUUUAUCGAGGAAAGGAGCCGAGUGUUUAUGAGAGUGGGCUGCAGCCUUUUACAGAAUACCUGUAUCGAGUGACAGCCUCACACGAAGGAGGUUCAGUAUAUAGUGACUGGAGUCGGGGACGUACAACCGGAGCAGCUCCACAAAGUGUGCCAACUCCCUCAAGAGCCCGCAGCAUAAACGGAUAUAGCAUUGAGGUGACCUGGGAUGAACCUGUUGCGGUUAGAGGUGUCAUUGAGAAGUAUGUCCUGAAAGCACACAGUGAGGAAGAUCCCCAGGCACCCUCGGCCAGUACUGAGUUGGUCAAUACCAGCACCCUCACAGGCAUAUUGACAGGCUUGCUACCCUUCAGAAACUACGCAGUGACCCUAACUGCCUGCACUUUGGCGGGCUGCACCGAGAGCCCACAUGCACUGAACAUCUCUACUCCGCAAGAAGCCCCACAAGAGGUUCAGCCACCAGUAGCCAAAUCUCUUCCCAAUUCUUUGUUAGUCUCCUGGAAACCACCCAAACAAGCAAAUGGCAUUAUAACUCAGUACUCGUUAUACAUGGAUGGGAUGCUAAUCUAUUCAGGCAAUGGGGAGAACUACACAGUCACAGAUUUGGCAGUAUUUACACCCCACCACUUUCUGCUGAGUGCAUGCACACAUGUGGGGUGCACAAACAGCUCCUGGGUCAUCCUGUACACGGCACAGCUGCCACCAGAACACGUGGAAUCUCCAGUUUUGACCGUCUUGGAUUCUAGAACUAUAUAUGUCCAGUGGCAACCACCAAGGAAAGUAAAUGGAAUUCUGGAACGCUACGUGUUAUAUAUUUCAAAUAACACGCAUGAUUUUACAAUUUGGGAUGUCAUCUAUAACAGCACAGAACUUUUUCAGGAUCACAUGCUACAGAACCUUUUCCCUGGCAAUAAAUACAUCGUCAAGCUGGCAGCCUGCACGGCGGGUGGGUGCACGGUGAGUGAGGCCAGCGAGGCCUACACUGAUGAGAGUGUUCCAGAAGGAGUCCCAGCCCCCCGAGCGCGCUCAUAUUCACCUGACUCCUUUAACAUCUCCUGGACUGAGCCUGAAUAUCCCAACGGUGUUAUAACAAGUUAUGGAUUAUACCUAGAUGGUGUAUUAAUUCACAACUCCUCAGAACUCAGUUGUCAUGCUCGUGGAUUUGCUCCUUGGAGCUUGCAUUCCUUCCAAGUCCAGGCGUGCACAGCCAAAGGUUGUGUGAUGGGCCCGCUGGUGGAAAAUCGAACUCUAGAAUCCUCUCCUGAGGGAGCAGUGAACGUGUUUGUCAAAGCAGGGGGACCCCGAGAAGCCCAUGUAAAGUGGGAAGAACCUUCUUCUCCUAACGGACUCUUAACAUACUCAGUCCUUUUUACUGGAAUUUUCUAUGCAGAUCAAGCAGGUAAUAACUACACCCUUCUGAACGGCACACAAAUCGUGCACAGCAGUGAGAAGAGCAACCUUUGGGUUCUUGUCGAUGGGCUAAUUCCUUUUACUAACUACACUGUGCAAGUGAAUGUUUCCAACAGCCAAGGCAGCUUGAUAAGUGAUCCUAUAAUGAUUGCGAUGCCUCCAGGAGCUCCAGAUGGCGUGCUGCCUCCGAGGCUUUCAUCUGCCACUCCAACCAGUCUUCAGGUUGUCUGGUCUACACCAGCUCAUAACAACGCUCCAGGCUCUCCCAGAUACCAGCUCCAGAUGAGGCCUGGCCACUCCACCCAUGAAUUUCUAGAGUUAUUUGCUAAUCCUUCUGCAUCGUUGAGUUAUGAAGUGAGAGAUCUCCAGCCGUACACAGAGUAUGAGUUUCGGCUGGUUGCCUCCAAUGGAUUUGGCAGUGCUCGUAGUUCUUGGAUUCCAUUCAUGACCACAGAGGACAAACCUGGACCUAUAGACCCUCCAGUUCUUCUAGAUGUGAAAUCAAGAAUGAUGUUGAUCACCUGGCAGCAUCCUCUGAAGUGCAACGGGGUUAUUACCCACUACAACCUUUACCAACGUGGUCAUCUCUACUUGAAAACUCCUGGAAAUGUCUCUACUUACAUAGCGGUUCACCUGCGCCCAUAUACCGCCUACCAGUUUCAAGUAGAAGCCUGUACUUCAAAAGGAUGUUCCCUUUCACCAGAGUCUCAGACUGUAUGGACUCUCCCAGACGCCCCAGAAGGUAUCCCCAGUCCAGAGCUGUUCUCGGAUACACCGACAUCUGUGAUUUUAUCUUGGCGACACCCCACCCAUCCCAAUGGUGUAGUGGAGAACUUCACAGUUGAGAGAAGAGCCAAAGGGAAGGAAGAAGUUACUACCCUGGUGACUCUCCCAAGACAUCAUCCCAUGAGGUUUAUCGACAACAGUCCUGCUCUUAGCCCGUGGACAAAAUAUGAAUACCGGGUACUGAUGAGCACUUUCAAUGGAGGUACGAACGGCAGUGCUUGGGCAGAAGUCACCACGAGACCCUCACGGCCUGCUGGGGUACAGCCACCCAUGGUGCACGUGCUAGGACCCGACGCAGCCAAGGUCACCUGGUUACCCCCCCUCAUCCAGAAUGGAGACAUACUUAGCUAUGAGAUCCGCAUGCCUGACCCUUAUAUCACAGUAACCAAUAUUACUUCCUCAGUGUUGACUCAGAUAAUUACUCAGCUGAUUCCUUUCACUAACUACUCUGUCACCAUUGUGGCUUGCUCAGGGGGCAAUGGGUACUUAGGAGGGUGUACAGAGAGCUUACCUACCUCGAUUACCACCCACCCCACCCUCCCGCAGGAUGUUAGCCCUUUGGCCGUGGUCCCACUAAGUGAAUCGUAUGUUGGGAUUUCUUGGCAGCCCCCGUCCAAGCCAAAUGGACCUAACUUGAGAUAUGAGCUUCUGAGACGUAAAAUCCAGCAGCCACUUGCGUCAAAUCCCCCAGAAGAUUUAAAUCUGUGGCACAAUAUUUAUUCAGGAACUCAGUGGUUUUAUGAAGAUAAGAGUCUUAGCAGGUUUACAACAUAUGAGUAUAAGCUCUUUGUACACAACAGUGUGGGUUUUACAACAAGCCGGGAAGCAGCUGUGACGACGUUAGCUGGUCCUCCAGAGAGAGGGGCCAAUCUCACUGCACGGGUACUAAACCACACAGCUAUAGACGUGGAAUGGACUAAGCCAGCUCUUCAAGACCUACAAGGUGAUGUUGAAUAUUACACACUUUUUUGGAGUUCCACUACCUCAAAUGAAUCUCUAAAAAUCCUCCAAGAUGUAAACUCGCACGUCAUCGGCCCCUUAAACCCAAACACAGAGUAUCGGAUUUUUAUCUCUGUCUUCAAUGGCGUCCACAGCAUCAACAGUGAAGUUGUGAGCGUGACCACAUGUGACGGGGAGCCUCAGGGUAUGCUUCCUCCAGAGGUUGUCAUCAUCAACAGUACAGCUGUACAUGUCAUCUGGACAUCUCCUUCAAACCCAAAUGGUGUUGUCACUGAAUAUUCCAUCUAUGUAAAUAAUAAGCUCUACAAGACGGGAAUGGAUGUGCCUGGGUCGUUCAUUCUGAAAGGCCUGUCUCCCUUCACUAUCUAUGACAUUCAGGUUGAAGUCUGCACAAGGUAUGCCUGUGUGAAAAGUAAUGGAACCCAAAUCACCACUGUGGAAGAUACUCCAGAUGAUAUACCAACACCCACAGUUCAUGACGUCACUUCAAGAUCCCUUCAAAUUGACUGGGUGUCUCCAGGGAAGCCAAAUGGCAUCCUUCUUGGAUACGAUCUCUUACGGAAAACAUGGCGUUCAUGCCCUAAAACACAGCAGUUGAUGAAGGACCACAGUGGUGGGUUCUGCAAGGCGGUGAAAUGUCACAAACCUGAAGAAAUCUGUGGACACAUGUGCUAUUCUCCUGAAUCCAAGGUUUGUUGUGAUGGAGUUCUCUACAACCCCCAGCCUGGAUACAGCUGCUGUGAAGACAAAUAUUUCCCAUUUGCACUAAAUUCAACGGGAGUUUGUUGUGGUGGCAGAAUACGAGAGGCACAAGUAAACUAUCGGUGCUGCUCUGGGUAUUACGUUAGAAUUCUACCAGGUGAAGUAUGCUGUCCAGAUGAACAGCAUGAUCGAGUUUCUGUUGGCCUUGGUGACGCCUGCUGUGGCAGAAUGCCCUACUCCACCGCAGGACAUCAGACUUGCUGUGCGGGGAGGCUCCAUGAUGGCCACGGCCGACAGUGCUGUGGUGGACAGACUGUGAGCAAAGAUUUAGAGUGCUGUGGCGGAGAAGAAGGCGGCGUGGUGUACGUUCGCCUUCCAGGAAUGUUCUGCUGUGGGCAGGAUUAUGUGAAUAUGUCAGAUACUGUAUGCUGCUCAGCUUCCAGUGGACAGUCUAAAGCACAUGUUAAAAAGAAUGAUCCAGCCCCAGUAAAAUGCUGUGACACCCAGCUCAUACCAGAGAGCCAGAAAUGCUGUAAUGGAGUCGGAUAUAAUCCUUUGAAAUACGUUUGCUCUGACAAGAUUUCAGCUGGAAUGAUGAUGAAGGAAACCAAUCAAUGCGGGACCCUCUGCCCAGCGUCUAUGGAAGCAACCGCACAUUGUGGCAGGUGUGACUUCAACUUCAGCAGCCACAUCUGCACUGUGGUAAAAGGGUCUCCCAAUUCCACAGAGCAGGCAUCAAGUGAAGAAAUAUGUUCCUUUGCUGAAGAGAUUGUUCAUACAGGGGAUGCAAACAUAUACUCCUUCACAGAUGUAAACGUGGAGCCCUACACGCUGUACGAGUAUAGGAUCUCUGCAUGGAAUAGCUAUGGGCAAGGAGUCAGCCAAGCUGUUAGAGUCAGCACGAAAGAAGAUGUGCCACAAGGAGUGAGUCCCCCUCGGUGGACCCAAAUGGAUGAACUGGAGGAUGUAAUAGUCUUAAACUGGAAGAAACCAAUACAACCAAAUGGUCCUAUUAUUUACUACAUUCUUCUCCGAAAUGGAUUUGAACGCUUUCGGGGAACGUCACUGAGCUUCUCUGAUACCAAGGGGAUUCAGCCAUUUCAGGAAUAUUCCUACCAGCUGAAAGCGUGCACAGUUGCUGGCUGUACUGCCAGCAGCAAGGUAGCUGCAGCCACUACCCGAGGGGUUCCGGAGAGUGUCCUGCCGCCGAGAAUCUCAGCCCCAAGUGCGGACACCUUGCAUUUGAGCUGGAGCAUCCCUGAGAAGCCAAAUGGCGUCAUUGAAGAGUACCAGCUCCUGCAGGCUGGGAAAGGGCUCAUCUACACUGACACCACUGGCAGGAGGCAGCAUACGGUCACAGGUCUCCAGCCAUACAGGAACUACAGCUUCACCAUUACAGCUUGUACAUCUGCUGGCUGUGCUUCAAGUGAACCUUUUCUAGGUCAGACACUGCAGGCAGCUCCUCAAGGAGUUUGGGUGAUACCUCGACACAUCAUCGUCAAUUCUACGACAGUGGAGUUGUAUUGGAGUCAGCCAGAAAAGCCCAAUGGCCUCAUUUCUCAGUAUCAUUUGAGGCGUAAUGGAACCUUGGUUUUUCUGGGUGGCGGUGAGGAGCAGAAUUUCACUGAUAAAAACCUGGAACCCAACAGCAGAUAUGUUUACAAUUUAGAAGCUGCAACUGGAGGUGGCAGCAGUGCUAGUGAUGAUUAUGUUCUACAAACACCUGUAUGGACACCAGAAGAAGUCCAUUCUCCAUAUAAUGUAACAGUGAAUGGGCCUUAUUCCAUAUUUGCAGCUUGGACGCCACCAGGGAUUCUCAUGCCCCAAAUGCCUGUGGAGUACAAUGUCUUACUCAAUGCUGGAAGUGAAGCACCUCUGAUCUCCCCCGUUGGUCGUCAUUGUUCCAUUGUGCUGGACAAUUUAUCCCCGUUCACUGAGUAUGAGAUAAGGAUCCAAGCGUGUCAAAAUGGAGGUUGUGGAGUAAGCAGUAGGGUGUUUGCUAAAACAUCUGAAGCAGCCCCAAAGGAUCUUAGUUCCCCCACGCUUAAGGCAGUGGGGCCGGCUUGCGUAGAGCUUACAUGGACACCACCGAAAACACCAAAUGGAGUCAUCCUCAGCUACUUUAUUCACAGACGUACUGCUGGCACUGGAGAGGAGUUCCUUCUGUUUGUCUGGUCAGAAGGAGCCCUUGAAUUCACCGAUACCUCAGAUACUCUGAGGCCUUUCACGCUCUACCAAUACCGUGUCAGAGCCCAGAACUCCAGGGGCUCAGUGGAGAGUCUGUGGUCAUCAGCACGGACCCUGGAAGCCCCGCCUCAAGAUUUGCCAGCUCCCUGGGCUCAAGCCACCAGUGCUCAUUCGGUUCUGCUGAAUUGGACAAAGCCAGAAUCUCCCAAUGGCAUUAUUACCCAGUAUCAUGUGGUCUACCAAGAGAGACCAGACGGUCCAACAUUUAAUGUCUCUACUGUGCCUGCUUUCACAGUGAUGGGAACAUGCUACCAAGCUCACCUGUUUGGGUUAGAACCAUUCACAAAGUAUCACGUUGGUGUUGUGGCUACAAACCAGGCGGGAGAAGUUUCAAGCCCCUGGACUCUGGUUCAAACCUUAGAAUCCUCCCCAAGUGGACUGAGCAACUUGAUAGCAGAACAGAAAGAGAAUGGCCAAGCCUUGUUACUCCGGUGGUCAGAGCCUACCAGAACCAAUGGUGUGAUUAAGACUUACAGCCUCUUCAGCGAUGGUAUCCUGGAGUACUCGGGCUUGAAGCGUCAAUUUUUCUUCCGUCGCCUGGAUCCUUCCACUCUCUACACGCUGACCCUGGAGGCCUGCACCAGGGCCGGCUGUGCGCACUCAGCCCCCCAGCCUCUGCGGACAGACGAGGCCCCUCCUGACUCUCAGUUGGCUCCCACGGUUCAGUCUGUGGGGUCCACCAGUGUUGAGCUAAGCUGGUCUCAGCCUGUUAACACAAAUGGAAAGAUAAUUCGCUAUGAAGUGAUUCGCAGAUGCUUCGAGGGAAAAGCUUGGGGGAACCAGACAAUCCCCGCUGAUGAGAAAAUUGUUUUCAUAGAAUAUAAUACUGAAAAGAAUUCAUUUACGUAUAAUGACACAGGUUUGCGGCCGUGGACGCGAUAUGAAUAUAAAAUCAACACUUGGAACUCAGCAGGCCAUACCUGUAGCUCCUGGAAUGUGGUGAAGACGGAGCAAGCACCUCCAGAAGGUCUCUCUCCACCUGAGAUAUCCCACGUGUCUAUGCAUCCCCCAAGACUGCUUAUUUCCUGGGUCCCACCAGAACAGUCUAAUGGCAUUAUCCAGUCCUAUAGGCUUCAAAGGAACGGAAUGCUCUAUCCUUUCAGCUUUGAUGCUGUGACUUUCAAUUACACGGAUGAAGAGGUGCUUCCUGUCUCCACUUACAGUUAUGCAGUCCUAGCCUGCACAAGCGCAGGCUGCUCCACCAGCAAACCCACCAACAUCAAAACUCCCGAGGCUGCUCCAGAAGGGAUCAGCCCUCCAGCUCUUCGGGCCAUCAGUGCCACUCAAAUAAAUGUAUCUUGGUCACCACCAUCCAUUCAAAAUGGAAAGAUCACUAAAUAUCUCCUUAGGUUUGAUGGUAAGGAGUACCAUGCCGGGCAGGGCCACUCCAUGCUGCUUUCUCACCUGCGGCCUUAUACCCAAUAUAAUUUCUCCCUAGUAGCCUGCACCAAUGGUGGUUGUACGGCUACCGGGUCCAUAUCCGCCUGGACAUUGGAGGCCCCACCACAGAACAUGGACGCUCCAACAUUGCAAGUCACAGGCUCAGAAUCAAUAGAAAUCACCUGGAAACCUCCGAGAAAACCAAAUGGCCAAAUCAGAAGUUACGAGCUUAGGAGGGAUGGAGCCAUUGUAUAUACUGGACUAGAAACUCGCUAUCAUGAUUUCACCCUCACCCCGGGUGUGGAGUAUGGCUACACGGUGACUGCCAACAACAGCCAAGGUGGUCUUAUGAGUCCGCUCGUCAAAGAGCGAACGAACCCCUCAGCUCCGUCAGGGAUGGAACCUCCGAAAUUGCAGUCCAAGGACUCUCAGGAGAUCUUAGUGAAUUGGGACCCUCCAGUGAAGACAAAUGGUGAUAUUGUCAACUACACCCUCUUCAUCCGCGAGCUGUUUGAAAGAGAAACAAAAAUCAUACACGUAAACACAACUCAUAAUUCUUUUGGUACACGGUCAUUUGUAGUCAGUCAGCUACAGCCAUUUCAGAGGUAUGAAGUUCGCAUUCAAGCGUGCACCAUGCUGGGAUGUGCGUCCAGUGACUGGACACCCAUAGAGACCCCUGAAACUCCACCUCUGAUGCAACCCCCUCCCCACCUAGAGGUACAGAUGGCUCCAGGAGGAUUCCAGCCCACCGUUACCCUCGUGUGGGCAGAGCCACUUCAGCCAAAUGGAAAAGUUCUGUAUUAUGAACUGUACCGAAGGCAAAUAGCAACUCAGCCUGGAAAAUCAAACCCAAUGCUGACCUAUAACGGAAGCUCCAGCUCUUUCAUUGAUUCUGAGCUGUUGCCUUUCACAGAAUAUGAGUAUCAGGUCUGGGCAGUGAAUUCAGCAGGAAAAGCACCCAGUAGCUGGACAUGGUGUCGAACCGGGCCUGCCCCUCCUGAAGGUCUCCAAGUUCCCAAGUUCCAUGAAGUCUCCUCUACCCAAGCAGUGGUCACCAUCAGCGCCCCUGUGAAACCCAACGGGGUCAUCAGUCUCUACAGGCUAUUCUCCAACACCACCAGCGGGGCCGAGACGGUGCUGUCUGAAAGCACGGCCACCCAGCAGACCCUGCACGGCUUACAGCCCUUCACCACCUACUCCAUCGGCGUGGAGGUCUGCACCUGCUUCAACUGUUGCAGCAAAGGACCAACAGCUGACCUGAGGACUCAGCCUGCUUCACCCUCAGGACUUCCCUCUCCUCAAAUCCAGACACUGGCCUCGAGGACGGCUUCCUUCCAGUGGAGUCCCCCCCUGUCCCCUAAUGGUGUCAUUCAAAGCUAUGAGCUCCACCUCUCCGUGGUUUGCCCUCUGCACGCAUCCCUGCCCUGCACUCCCAGCCAAGCGGAGACCAAGUACAUGGGGCCAGGGCGGCAAGCCAGCCUUGGGGGCCUCCAGCCUUACACCACCUACAGGCUGAGAGUGGCCGCGCACAAUGAGGUGGGCAGCACGGCUUCCGAAUGGAUCAGCUUCACCACCCACAGAGAAUUACCUGAGUACCGAGCCCCGUUUUCUGUGGACAGCAACCUGUCUGUGGUGUGUGUCAACUGGACCAGCAGCUUCCUUCUGAACGGCCCCCUGAAGGAGUACGUGUUGCUGGACGGAGCACAGCGCGUGUACAGCGGCGUUGACGCCCUGCUCUACAUCCCAAGGACUGCGGACAGAACCUUCUUUUUCCAGGUCAUCUGCAGUACAGAUGAAGGAAGUGUGAAGACACCUUUGAUCCAAUAUGAUACCUCGACUGGGCUUGGCCUGGUGCCCACGCCUCCUGGAGAAAAGAGGGGGUCGGGGAGCAAAGGCACAGCAUUCUACAGCGAGCUGUGGUUCAUCGUGCUAAUGGCCAUCCUAGGCUUGAUCUUGCUGGCCAUUUUUCUGUCCCUAAUACUACAAAGAAAGAUCCACAAAGAGCCGUAUGUCAGAGAGAGACCACCUUUAGUUCCUCUUCAGAAGAGGAUGUCUCCACUCAGUGUCUACCCGCCAGGGGAAUCCCACGUGGGAUUAGCUGGCACCCAAAUUCCUCGGUCUGGGACACCUGUGAGUAUCCGGAGCACUCGGAGUGUGUCUGUUCUGCGAAUCCCAAGUCAAAGCCAAAUCAGCCAAACCUAUUCCCAAGCAGGCCUCCAGCGCAGCGUCAGCCAGCUCACGGACAUUCAAGACAAGGAAGCCUUGGCUGCUGACUCGCUGUGGGAAACCAUCAUGGGCCACGACAGUGGACUGUACAUGGAUGAAGAAGGCCUGAUGAACGCCAUCAAGGGUUUCAGUUCAGUGACCAAGGAACACACCACAUUCGCCGACACCCACCUGUAG